UCUUCGUCCUUCCCCACGCGGGCCAUGUUCGCCCUUCGUCGCGAGUGGGGGCGUGCGCUCGUGCUUCAGAGCCAAAGCUGCGCCGCCGCGUCCAUGGCCGCCGCGGCCACCGCCGCCUCUCCCAAGAGACCUAGGGUUCCGGCGUUCUCCACCGAGCCCCCAAACCCUAACCCUAGGAGGGUCGGCACCCACAACGGCACCUUCCACUGCGACGAGGCCCUCGGUUGCUUCAUGAUCCGCCUCACUGCUAACUUCUGCGGCGCCGAGAUCGUGCGAACUCGGGACGCCGAGAUGCUAAACACGCUGGAUGCAGUGCUUGAUGUUGGGGGUGUGUAUGAUCCAAGCCGAGAUCGUUACGAUCACCACCAGAAAGGCUUCACUGAGGUCUUUGGCCAUGGUUUCAACACUAAACUUAGCAGUGCCGGCCUGGUGUAUAAGCAUUACGGAAAGGAGAUUAUUGCCAAGGAGCUUGAGCGUGGUGAGGACCACCAAGAUGUGCAGCGCUUAUACAUUGCUGUCUAUAAAAGCUUUAUUGAGGUAAUGAUUUGUAAUGUUUGUGAAGCUUUAUGAUGCUUGAGUUAUUUCCUUUAGUAUAUAA
Molecule: messenger RNA, 598 nt
Organism: Ananas comosus (pineapple)
Lineage: Eukaryota; Viridiplantae; Streptophyta; Magnoliopsida; Poales; Bromeliaceae
Product: UPF0160 protein MYG1, mitochondrial-like
Exons: 3
Coding region: 25-570 (181 amino acids)
Cellular component (GO): nucleus; cytoplasm
Source: RefSeq, a predicted model, not a curated record